Messenger RNA from Symbiodinium necroappetens, 1065 nucleotides. The record is from the annotation of a GenBank genome assembly. NCBI's taxonomy places the organism in Eukaryota, Dinophyceae, Suessiales, Symbiodiniaceae.
GAGGAGCUCUCGCUGCAGCUGACUGUGGACUUGGAGGGCAAUGGCAUGCCCGUGACCGAAGUGAAGCUCUGCAUGGACGGGCAAACCCCUCUGGACAGUUUCCUCCCGUCGGAGAGUGACUGGGAAGAGUUUCGCAGCUGGUUCGAGCCCGAAGUCAACCGCGCCAUCCACUUGGACAGCUACACCCCGGACAGCACUGCCAUCCCUCUCGUGCUACCUUUUUUGGGAGAUUGGCAUCGUCUCAAUGCCGGCAAGCUGCAGAUUGCCUGCGUUGAGAUGGAUCAGCAUUCCUCGAGGUUCAUCCUCGAGGCCUCGCAGCUCACGACAUACAACAUGCACCGUCCCAGGUUGCACGAGCAAGGGGCGCCUGCCCCCAUGACUCAAAGGAUCGUUAACUUCCCUGGGUCUACACGGAUUCUUGACUUUUGCGAGUCCAUGAUUGAGUGGCUGGCGAUUUAUGUCUCCAUCGAGUUCGUGAAAAUCUUUAAGGCAGAGUUUGCGAAUCUUGAAAGGCUGUCAGGCUCAAGCAAGGUCCUCUCGGCAGAGGAGAAGAACGCCGAGCCCACAGCCAUCAAAGAGCACUUGCUCCGUCUUGUGAAGGCUGCAACUGACGGAGGGCUGCCUCACAUUCAAGAGUUGACGAUGGUCCUGCGGCGAGUAUGCCGCUUUGAGUUUCCCAUGAAUUGGGAUGGCUUGGCUCAUCUUCUGCUAGCUGAGCUGCAGGGCCUGCGAGAGAGGGGCUUUAGCGAGGCAGCCCUGGCCGUCGUGUUGGUGCUGCAUCAGGUGCUCAAAGAGCAGAGCUCCAAAAGGCUGCUGUCGUCCAGACGCGAGUUCCACCAGCUGGGCGGCCUUUUGGUGGAACCGCUCGGAGCCGUUUGGGCGCUGAAGAUGGAACACAUGCGACACCUGAAGAGCCAGGGGUCUGAGCUGGUGGACGACCGGCUCUGGCGGCUGAGUCGACACUUGGACGGCUCCUUCCUUCUGCUGCUUGCUGGCCCCUUAGAUCUAGCACUUGCCGGCCUACGCAAGGCCCAUGCCAUGGAAACCCCCUGGAAGCUGCCCUGA